AUGACUUUCGUUACAAAUACGGGCACUCUCAUCUCAACCAGCAAAAGGGCGGAUCGCCCAAAACCAAAGUUUCUAGAAGCUGCCACCAUAGAGGCUCAAUGGGGGAAUGAUGGGCUUGUUGAGCCAGGGUACGUCUUGGUCGCUUACAGCAUCGGAGAUGAAACGUACCUAGGAAAGUCAGCCGUCCGAAUAUUUCGUCCAACUGCACUACUUCUCAAGUUAGAAGAGCUUUACGAUGUUAUCCCGGUCCCGAAGGCUCAAUUGAGGCCUCUCUAUGAAGAGGGUUUAACAAUUGCCCCAGAUCCCCUCCCAGAGGGUACCUACGUGAAGCAACCUCGGUACUGUGAGUACGAUCCGAACUACCCAGAAUUGCUUCCUGAUACAAUUAUCAGCGAAGCACGGAACAACGAGUUACUGUUAUCCAAUCCUCAUCCCAACAUUGCUAAAUACCACGGUUGUCAGGUCAAAGAUGGUUAUAUUACAGGUCUCUGUUUUGACAACUAUCGGCCAUUAUCAUUGGUAGUUGAUCCCGACCAUAAAGGCAAGCUACUCUUUGAUGCUGACAUGCGGCCUCUAAAAGAUUUGAAUCUGUACCUACAAGGUAUUAGAGAUGGAAUCAAACACCUGCAUUCUCUUGGCAUGGCUCAUAAUAACUUGGCCCUUCAUUCUGUGGGCAUCCGUCCUGGGUCAAACGAUGAUAUGGCAAUUAUUGCAGAACUCGAAAUGUGUCAACGUUUCAACACACCAAUAGAGAGAGAUUCCAGGGUGGAAGAUUGGUCUGAUCUAACAAUCAACGCAUCUCUUCCAAGUAACGAUACAGAUGCGAUCGAAGAACUGGAGCGAUAUCUGACAGGCGACAAAAACUACAGAUUCGGGGCAUGA
Endocarpon pusillum Z07020 is the source of this 882-nucleotide messenger RNA. RefSeq lists its product as uncharacterized. The record is from RefSeq and is a predicted model, not a curated record. Bases 1 to 882 code for a protein of 293 amino acids. NCBI's taxonomy places the organism in Eukaryota, Fungi, Ascomycota, Eurotiomycetes, Verrucariales, Verrucariaceae. The transcript has a single exon.